GGGAGGCUAUAUAGGAGCGCUGCGGCAGCCGGCGCGCAGACGUAGCUAACACUCACGAUGAGACGGUCGACAGUAUUGCUCUUUUUAUUCGCGGUCGCGCACGCGCUUCCCGCCCAAGACUCGAGCCACUCAGACAACGACAUCGACGGCCUCACAGACUGCCUCAGAAAGGAAUCCACAACAUGCCUCAAGUACAAAUUCUUCUCGUUCGUCGACAAGAUGAUUGGACAAAAGGAAUCCUUCUCACUCACCGAUGGAGUCACCGUCGUCAAGUCCGGUGAUGUGCCCACCGACACUGGAGCCCCGAGAGCCCUAGAUCCUGUUUCGCGGUUGAAGAACUACUUCGAAACGCAUUCCUUAAGAGUAGAAGUGAAAGGUUCGGAUGUGAUUGAUGCGGUGUCAAGUGCAGGGCGCGCGCUCGAAGAUACAGUGUCCUCGUUUACUGAAGACAAUGAAGUUAGUGAAGGUCGUGGGAAGAAGAAGAAGGCGGCAAAGAUUCUGGGGCCAUUGAUCGCGGCGGUGGCUCUGAAGAUGAUGGCGCUGAUGCCGCUGGCGAUUGGAGCGAUCGCGUUGAUUGCAGGAAAAGCGUUGUUGAUAGGAAAGUUAGCGUUAGUGUUGUCGGCGAUCAUAGGGUUGAAGAAGUUGUUGUCGCAGCAGAAGCACGUGACGUACGAAGUGAUCGCGCAUCCGCACCACACGUCGAGCCACGACUACAGCAGUGGCGGCACGAGCGGGUACGGUGGAGACUCGGGCGGGUCCUACAGCAGCAGCGGUAGCGGAGGAAGCGGCGGGCACGGCGGCGGCUGGGGUCGCUCGCUCGAAGCUCAGAGCUUAGCGUAUUCUGCGCAGAAACCUUAGCGACCCGGUUCCGUGGCCCCUUUCCACUGAUUUCUCCGAUCUUCAACGUAUUUAAGUAUUAUUUAUUUUGUAUGGAUGUGAGUGUGCCUG
Molecule: messenger RNA, 948 nt
Organism: Spodoptera exigua (beet armyworm)
Lineage: Eukaryota; Metazoa; Arthropoda; Insecta; Lepidoptera; Noctuidae
Source: the annotation of a GenBank genome assembly